AUGUUAUUGGAUCAACCCUGCAGGGACAAAGCAGCAGGCUGUGGAUGGAUCCUCCAUAUCCCGUGGCUAGAGGAAGAAAUCAGGGGAUCAUCCCUUGAAGUUCACGUUGCAUCACCUCUAAUGGCGGAAGCACUAGCUGUCCGAGAAGCUCUCCAACAAGCUAAGCUCCUCCAUAUACCAAAUAUCUGCCUCAAAUCAGAUAACCAAGUGCUUGUCAAAGCACUCAUCUCGAAGCAACAUCCGGUGGAGCUCUACGGAAUCAACUUGGAUAUCGAGAACCUAUCUUCUUGUUUUUCUUCUGUAUCGUUUUCUUAUGUUUCUAGGAACUUGAACUCUGCUGCAGACUCACUUGCUAAAGCUGCAUUGUACCAAAGCAUGUAG
Molecule: messenger RNA, 381 nt
Organism: Raphanus sativus (radish)
Lineage: Eukaryota; Viridiplantae; Streptophyta; Magnoliopsida; Brassicales; Brassicaceae
Exons: 1
Coding region: 1-381 (126 amino acids)
Molecular function (GO): nucleic acid binding; RNA-DNA hybrid ribonuclease activity
Source: RefSeq, a predicted model, not a curated record